AUAGCAAAAGAUAUAAGCAGUGUCAUGUCAUGAGCAACGAUUGUGGCCAGAAUAUUAAGAAAAGGCGAAAGCGAACUGGAUUAAUUACAUCUGGAGACAGUGACCCUGUUGAAGACACUAUGAAGCUAAAGCCUGAAAAUGACACAACUGAUUCUGAAAAUUUGCUCAAUGGCCACGUACUUAAUGAAAAAGAGAAAGAACUAAUCAACUCGUAUCAAGAAACCCAAGCAAGUUACCUCGUGGGUGACCGGUGCCACCACCACCGCCACAAAAGCCGUUUCAGUCGCGAAAAAGAAUCGGUUGAUUCCAAUGUCUCUUCCACAUCAAGUUCAACUGAUGUUACCAUGCCAACCACUAACAACCCAUCUACAACCACUAAAACUAACAUUGCACAAACGUGUAACUGUAAAACAUGCAUAGAAAGAAGAAACCUUGAAUCAGAGCACAUGUUGGACAGCCAAUUGCGACACGCAUGGACACAAGUACGACACCUGGUCCGGUGUGCUUACCAUGACCCCUUAGUGCUCACAAAUGUCAACGCUGAUGAGUUUAAAGCUUACGUAGAACUGUUAGUGGCCAAAGACCCUCACUUAUUAUUCCUAAGAAUAGAAAGUCAAGCAAGGGAUUAUGUUAAUGAAGUAAAGACUCGACUUUUAAAACAACUCACGAACGGUUACAACACCCCUCAACUUGCUUGUAAUUUUGUCAACGUUAUGUUCAAUGAGUUUACCAAUCUUCUUAACACUGCUCGUACUGUAGCUACCUUUAUUUCACACUUGGAGGAAAACCAUUUGUCAAAGUUCAAAAACAUAACAUGGGAGCAAUACAACAUGUUCCUAUACCAAAGUAUGGUCCAUAGUGAGAAGGUGUUUGAAGCUCCUUUGCUUGAAAUACUAAGCCAACUUAAGCAAGGAAGUGCACAGAUCAAUUCUAGGGUGGAUAACGUGUACAUGACAACUUUGCUCAAGUACCUCAAGUUCGACAACCAGAUGUCACAAAUCUAUGACGCGCGACGUGAUGUCCAGAAACUAAUGGAUGACUUUAAUGACGAGAGGUUGGAGAUGAAGAGGACACAGAGGAACCAGCCUCGUCACUCCGAGAAGACAUGGGAAGUCUUCCGUGCACACCAAGCAUCAUUUGAACAGUUAUUCUCCAACCCCCAAAACGAGGAAUCAAUUAAUGACAAUCGUUUGUCGUUAACCCUCCGUCAAUGCACAUGUUCUGCAUCACUGAACACAGAGUUGAAAACAGAGGAAAACGAGCAGGGCGAGAGCAUCCGCUACGAGGUGAACCUUGCAUCCGAAUCCAACCAAACCAACAGCGAGGAGUCUCGGCACGACCACGAUUGCAUCUACGCGCACGCUGCUCCCGAAAAAUGUGUCGUAUCAUUUCUGACCAACGACUACCUGCGCGACAUCAAACCACCCAGCGUGCCUUCUGAUGAUGGUGAGAGCAUCGACAGCAACGACGAGCCUCCAGUGAUCGUGGAACAUCCGGGACUUGUUGUUCCCUCCGAUCUGGAUGGGGAGCUUGACUCGCUGGACUCUUCUUCCCCACAUCCAAGUGGUGAUCUCGGACACAAUCCCUUUCUCCAAUUCGAUCAUCCGAACCAUCUUCUUUUCAACUCUGCUCGCUCCUUCAUCCUCCCUACCUUCCAUCAUACUCCUCCUUAUCAUCUGCAACCUCUCGGGAAGACUCCUUACUUCAAGGAUGCGGCUCUCAAUGAUAGCAGUCCAGAGGACCCCCAAGGGGGAGAAAAUCGCUCCGAAGAGUCAGAUACUCCCUACCAGGAUCCUCUCGCUUAUUUUAAAGAUCUUCCUCUGGAUUCGGAUGCGAGAGAAUACACGACGUCAUCUCUGAAAGCUGAUGAGGAUGAUGUAGUUAAGAUGGUCUCCUCAAAAGGUGGCGGAAAAAGUUCUGUUGACACAGAAUCGAAGUCAGAUGAACAAAAGGUCCAUCAGCCACAUAUGCACAACCACAUACCAUUUCCACAUGGUUAUCUAUCAGAUGAAGCAGGUCUUGUGGUGCAUCAUGAUAAAAAGAAGAGGUUUCUCCCAACCCUGCAUUCUGAUGACACAGAUUCACUUUCUUCUUUGGAUUACUCUGUUUCGGAAGCUAACGGACAUAAAGGGAAAAAGCUGAAAAAGAAGUUACACAGAAAAACAAACUCGAAAAGUAACAUUCAACUGGAUAAAUCCGUUACAAGCUCGGCACACUCACCACCAGGAGUUGCUAAAGAUCAAGUCAAAACUCCUUCACCACAAAGUUGUCAACUAGAUGAUGGGAGUGAAUACGAGGAUGCAGAUGAUGAAUAUGAUGAUGAGGAAGAAGAAGAGGAAACCUGCAAGUGUGAUCGAUGCAUCAACUUUUCGAGAGGCAAUGAGCAACCGAGAGAAUAUCUUUCAGAUUCGAAGCCAUAUCUCUCUUUACCCAUGGACCCCCCUAACCCCAAUGGAAAUCCAUGCGAGUGUCAAUCUUGUCUCCGAUUGGCUGCUGUGAGUUUCUUUGCCGCUCAAUCCGGCCAAUCAUCAAGCACCUUGAGCGGUUUCCCGUCUAAUGAUAUUGAGACAUCGUCAGGGUUGCAAUCUCAAUUUUACGACCCCUUACAAAACCUUCAAUCACUGAUUCACCCUCACUUGUACGGGCUCCCCACCAACCUCAGCUCUCUGUCGCACUCUGGUGAUCCUGCCUCUUCAUUGCCAUCAAGUGGCAGUCACAAGAACAUCACGAACACUGAUCCUCUCCCAACUCCAACCUCCACAACAAGCUGGGACCUUCUGGGCAAGAUACAAACAGGAAAACUCGGUUCUGGGCAAACCGGACUUCCUCAAACACUUGCAGAUUGGUCUGUUCCACACCAGGGCUGGUUAAAUGGUUCAACGAACUCCUCAUCCAUAAUUGGACCUCAGCUUGUUAGUGGGAACAGUAUGUCUGCUUUCCAACAUUACCUUCAUAACAGUUCUAUGGCUGGGGGGGCUUUUCUGCAACCAUUCGUACCCGGGACCCUCCCGUUACCCCACAACACAGGGGUAUCUCACCCACAGUCGGCAUUUUUACCCACCAUGACAGAAGAAAGCAGAACCUUCUCUCACUUAAGCAGUUCCAGUACAACUAGCGAUAACCAGACAUCUGAACCAAAUUUUACCAUAUCGUUACCCACGACAGUAACCAACUCAAGAGAAAACCCCCAUGUCACCCCUAACCCCAUGUUCCCCAACUAUUUUUCAUCCAUAUAUGCCCCCAUGGCCGAUUUUGGGGUCAAUCACUCGUUCACACCCCAGGUCACCCAACCUGACCCAGGGGGUCUCGGUUCACCCCAGGCGGGCACCCAACCCAUAAGAUUCCACCCUGGAACAUCGGUUAGUUUAAAAGAUGGCCAGUUCAACUUAGUAAGAGGAAGUGAACCAAGUGCGGUGCUCUUUAAUACACAAUUUUCGAGUCCUGAAAAAUCGAGUCCACCAGCUGGUAGCCAACCAAGUUUCAUCACCACCACCCACAACUCAUGUAUGCAGCAUAAUCUAUUUCUACAACAUACAACUAUGCCCUCAACCACAGGUUUAUCAGGGACCUCUGGAUUCCUCCCUGUCCUCUCAACAUCCAGUCCCAGCUCCGGAGGAGCCAACCUCACAAACCCAACAUCCGCAACAACCAACGCAUCGCAGAUCCAGCAACAAAUCCUGCGACGAAAAAUCCUGGUCGCCCAAAGCAAAUUAUCCAAACAACCCCGGGGACCUCAAGCAAAACCCAUUGACCCCCAAAACCCACAAAGCGGCUUGUUAAAAGGCCAUCCUCUUCCGCAGUUAAAAGGGCAGUCAGUUCUACACUCCACAAGUCAGAGCACCGUGACGCAAACACAACCCCCCCAAUGCCUACCUGUGCAGGAGACCCAAACCCCUGAAACAACACGACCCCCACGACCCGACACCCCUAGAUCGAACAGGCGUCUAGUCCCAGGGUCCCCCACCCCUACAACACCCCCUGCACCCCCAACCACAAAGAAACAACCAUCAGCGGUGCCCCCGAACCACCAGCAACCAUCACCCACCCACAACAACCAGACAACCAACCCCACGUGCACGGACUCUGCUUGCCAACAUGCACAUGGAGCCAACAAUGGUUCAGCGACUUCCACACAGUCAGGCAAUGGUGUGAAUGGGAAUGGUACUAAUGGCAGCAACUGCAAAUACUGCAAUUGUUGCUAUUGUGAGUUGUUUGGUAAUGGUGGUCCACCUUUGGCACCAACAAGCAAAAAUUACCAGGAAAUGCGAGCGCGUCUGCGUCGUAAACUAAAGAAAGGAAAACCAGAAGAUGGUAAAGAUGAUGGAAGAUCAGAUAAUGACAACGUUUCUCAAGAGACAACAUCACCCGUUCGGCAUUCUCCGGAGUCCUUGUCCUCCCAGAUCAAUCAGAAGAGUGUGGAGGAACUGCUCUCUUUCAUCGAGGGGCAGAAGACUUCUGAAGAGGAGAAGAGCAAGAAGGCAGCGAAGAGAGCUCGACAAAAGCAGAGGAAGGAGAAUGAUAAGAAGAAGACACAAGGAUCAGAAGCGGACUCAAAGGAUCACAAAACUGCUCCGGAUGUUAAGACUGUGGAGGUAGAGAAGAAAUUAGAAGAUGAUGCAAAGAUGAAACAUCAAACUCCUAAAGAUCAGGUUGAUGCAGAGGGAGACAAAAACGGGAAGAAGAAAAAGAAGAAAAAAGGAAAAGAUGCACAGGAAGAUGAUCUUAAGGUAUCAGUGAAGAUAGCUCCGAAGAAUUGCUCCGGGGAUGCGAAAGUGACGAGCAGCAAAGAUGUGGAAGAAAAGUCCUCUGCCGAUAAAAACAAAACAGUCAGAUCAAAAGCGCAACCACAAUCUGAAGUGAAAAAAGUUUCUAAAUCUAUAGAGGAAACUAGAUCUGUUGGUCAAAGCAAGGGUAAAACCAAUGUCGUUCAAGUCGAUCAGAAGCAAUCUCGGCAUAUUAGCAUACAGCAAAACCCGUCUAAACCAGUUAAAACUGGUCAGCAAAAACCAGCUACACUGCAGUCUCCUGAUGGAUCGUAA
Messenger RNA from Ciona intestinalis (vase tunicate), 5039 nucleotides. The record is from RefSeq and is a predicted model, not a curated record. NCBI's taxonomy places the organism in Eukaryota, Metazoa, Chordata, Ascidiacea, Phlebobranchia, Cionidae.